UUCGCGACUAUGCAGCUGCGCAGUAGGCUCCAAUCAAGCCCACUCACACACUCUACCUAGGUUCCGCUCCCUUCUGCCUCUGGGCGGGCGUGUUGAGGAAGAGGCCGAGAGGAGGCGGAGCUAUUACGUCGCGCAGGCUGUGGAGAAGUUUCUGCAAGGAAAAAAAAGUACAAGUGUGGCAUGGGGUUCCCAUAGCCAUGUUGCCUUUUCUCCUGGGGAUGACUGCUAUCUUCUUUUAGCCUGUGACUUCUUUGGUUUCUCAGUGUACAAGUGAUGCAAAAUGAGUGUCCCUGACUAUAUGCAAUGUGCAGAAGACCAUCAAACUCUACUAGUUGUGGUCCAGCCAGUUGGGAUUGUUCCUGAAGAGAGCUUUUUUAAGAUCUACAAGCAGAUCUCAACAGUGAGUCAGAUCAAUGUACGUGACUCUCAGCGGGUGGUUUAUAUCCGCUAUAGACAUCAUUACCCCCCGGAGAACAACGAUUGGGGGGAUUUUCAGACGCACCGCAAAGUUGUGGGACUCAUAACCAUCACAGACUGUUCCUCUGCAAAAGACUGGCCUCAAACCUUUGAAAAAUUCCACCUUCAGAAGGAAAUAUAUGGCUCGACACUUUAUGAUUCACGGCUGUUUGUCUUUGGGCUUCAAGGAGAAAUUGCAGAGCAACCUCGUACAGAUGUGGCAUUUUAUCCCAGUUAUGAUGAAUGUGAAAAUGUAGAAAAGAGAAUAGAAGACUUCAUUGAAUCUCUCUUCAUUGUAUUAGAAUCUAAACGUCUUGAUAGAGCCACAGAUAAAUCUGGAGAUAAGAUCCCACUUCUCUGUGUUCCUUUUGAAAAGAAGGAUUUUGUAGGCCUGGAUACAGACAGUAGACAUUAUAAGAAGCGUUGCCAGGGUCGUAUGCGGAAGCAUGUUGGUGAUCUGUGUCUGCAAGCUGGAAUGUUACAAGAUUCCCUUGUACACUUCCACAUGGCUGUGGAACUUCUCCGUUCUGUAAAUGACUUUUUAUGGCUUGGAGCUGCUCUUGAAGGAUUAUGUUCGGCCUCUGUUAUUUAUCACUAUCCUGGAGGCACAGGUGGUAAAGUUGGUGCUCGAAGGGCACAAGGAAAUUCACUUCCUGCAGAGACAGGAAACAGGCACAGACCAGGGGCACAAGAAGUUCUUAUUGAUCCAGGGGCCCUUACUUCAAACGGCAUUAAUGCAGAUACAAGUACUGAAAUAGGACGGGCUAAGAAUUGUCUUAGCCCUGAAGACAUCAUAGAUAAAUACAAAGAGGCCAUUUCCUACUAUAGCAAGUACAAGAAUGCUGGAGUGAUUGAGUUGGAAGCAUGUGUGAAGGCUGUGAGAGUUCUGGCAAUACAGAAAAGAAGCAUGGAAGCUUCUGAAUUCCUGCAGAAUGCGGUUUAUAUUAAUCUUCGUCAGCUUUCUGAAGAAGAAAAAAUUCAGCGUUAUAGCAUUCUUUCUGAGCUUUAUGAGCGUAUUGGAUUUCAUCGCAAAUCAGCUUUCUUCAAGCGUGUGGCAGCAAUGCAGUGUGUGGCGCCUAGCAUAACAGAGCCUGGCUGGAGAGCCUGCUAUAAGCUUCUUCUGGAGACCCUUCCUGGUUACAGUCUUUCUCUGGAUCCUAAGGAUUUCAGCAAAGGAACUCAUCGUGGUUGGGCUGCUGUGCAGAUGCGUUUGCUUCAUGAGUUAGUAUAUGCCUCAAGAAGAAUGGGAAACCCUGCACUUUCUGUCCGACAUUUGUCUUUUCUCUUGCAAACCAUGCUGGAUUUUCUUUCUGAUCAGGAAAAGAAAGAUGUAACACAAAGUCUAGAAAACUACACCUCAAAAUGCCCUGGGACAAUGGAAUUAAUUACACUACCAGAUGGUUUAAAGCUUCCCCCUGUUCCAUUCACUAAACUUCCUAUUGUAAGAUCUGUCAAGCUUUUAAAUCUCCCUGUUAGCCUUCGGCCACAGAAAAUAAAGAGCUUGCUGAGUCAGAACAUGUCAGCUAAGAGUCCCUUUAUAUAUUCUCCAAUCAUUGCUCACAAUCGUGGAGAGGAACGAAGUAAAAAAAUUGAUUUUCAAUGGGUCCAGGGAGAUGUUUGUGAAGUUCAACUGAUGGUGUACAAUCCAAUGCCUUUUGAACUUCGUGUAGAAAAUAUGGGCCUUCUGACAAGUGGAGUGGAGUUUGAAUCUCUCCCUGCAGCUCUCUCUUUACCGGCAGAAUCUGGUCUCUAUCCAGUAACUCUUGUUGGUGUUCCACAGUCUGCAGGCCAGAUCACCAUCAAUGGUUAUCACACUUCAGUCUUUGGGGUCUUCAGUGAUUGCCUUCUGGAUAAACUACCAGGAAUAAAGACCAACGGCUGUACAGUGGAAGUCAUUCCAGCUUUACCUAGAUUACAAAUUAGUACUUCAUUACCAAGGUCUGCUCACACACUACAGCCUUCCUCAGGAGAUGAAAUAGCCACCAAUGUGUCAGUCCAGCUUUACAAUGGAGAAACCCAGCAAAUCAUCAUUAAACUAGAAAAUAUUGGAACAGAACCUUUGGAGAAACUGGAAGUCACAUCAAAAAUGGUUAACACGAAAGGAAAGUUGUUCAGUGAUUUUCUGAGCUGGAAUCUAGAAGACACAAUCUCCCAGUUUCCUCUGAAACCAGGACACAUUGCUACAUUUAUUGUAUACAUUAAAGUAAAGCUUGAGUUCUCCUGCCAGGAAAAUCUCCUGCAAGACCUUAACGACGAUGGAAUUAGUGUGAGUGGUCUUCCACUUUCCAGUCCUUUUCGACAAGUGAUAAAACCACGAGUAGAGAAUAAACCUAUAAACCCACCGGAAACAACCAAAGUUGGUGACUUCAGCCAUGUAAAAACCCUGGAAGCCAUCUUGAAUUUCAAAUACUCAGGAGGUCCAGGACAUGUUGAUGGAUAUUACAGGAACUUGUCUCUGGGACUUCAUGUGGAGGUGGAGCCAUCUGUCUUCUUUACCCGUGUUAGUACUCUGCCUGCAACAAGUACCCGCCAGUGUCAUCUCCUCCUUGAUGUAUUCAACUCUACCGAACAUGAGCUCACAAUUAGUGCAAAAAACAAUGAAGAUCUAGUUUUGCAUGCUGCGGAAUGCCAGCGUAUGGCUAUCCAAGUUGACAAGUUCAACUUUGAGAGCUACCCAGACUCCCCUGGUGAAAGAGCACAAUUUACAAAUCCAAAGCAGCUGGAAGAAGAGAGACAGCAGGCGAAAGGUCUGGAGAUCAACAGCAAGUUAGACAUUCUUUGGAAAAUUCCCUCUUUGAAGCGUGAAGGAGAAGCGAGUGUAGAAGGGGUUCUCAAUCAACUGGUCCUAGAGCACUUGCAGUUGGCUCCUCUCCAGUGGGAUGUGUUGGUGGAGGGAAAGCUCUGUGACUGUGAUGUCGUAGCAGAUUGCACCGUUGGAGACCCUGUAAAGCUGGAAGUGAAGCUGACCAAUUGGAGCAAACGCAGCGUAGGCCCCUUCUCUCUCACUGUGAUCCCAUACCAAGAUUACCAAAAUGGCAUUCACAACUAUGAUCUCCAAGAUGGCAUCACUUUUGUUGGAUCCAACACCUUAUAUAUUGAUACGGUUAAGCCUACUGAAAACUCAGUAUGCAUUGGAGCCCUACUUUUUCUGUACACGGGUGAUUUCUAUUUGAACAUCCAGUUCCAUGAAGACAACUCCAGCAGAGAGCUUCCCUUCUCAUGGUUUUGUCUGCCCAGUGUUCACAUCCGUGCUGUGCAACCUGUGAUCCAGACUAAGAUGUAAAUGUACCGUAUAAAAUUGCAUUAGUCACCAUGCUCAGGAAAACUGGGCAUUGCCUCCUCUUGACGUUAGUCUGUUGCUUUCUGAUCUGAAGGAAGAGAGGUGUUCCCUAUAGAGGUGCAUUCAAGUACUUACCGCAAUUAGCUGAUAGUUAUGGGAAGCCCCUUUUGCUUAUUUGAAAAUAUGUGACUGCACGUACUGAGGAAUUAGAUUUUUCCUCAUUUCCAUAUAGUUUACCAGAUAACAUUCCUCUAUCUUAUUUUUAAAGAUCUUGCACGGUUGGUGAAAUGUAACACUGAGCUUUAGCAGUUUAUCAGUUUUUUAAGAUAUAGAGUUAGGCUGGUAUAUUAAUAAUUGUCUAGUUGGGGGACAUCCAUUAAAAAUUCUCAAUGGACAAUAUGACCUUGUUGAGCAGAAUUUCUGAAGCCACUUCCUUGAACAUUUUAAAAAAUAUUCAAAAAAUCUUUCAAAUAUAUAGGAAAUGCAGGCUUAUAAUACAAAGUUUGUUUACCUGCAGACUCAAGCCCAAGUAGCAGGAUCACAUUUGGGAUUUAUGUUCAAUUUGUGUCAAAUGUGUGUUUUUUUCGGGGGGAAACUGGCCUGGAUGAAACAUUGAUAUGGCUCGACAGUAAUUAGAUUGGGCCACCGAGAGGUCAGGCUCCAGUGACUUCCUUGUCCACUGAUCUUCUCAAUGACCCAGCAAAGUAGGCUCACAGCCCAUGGUGCAACAUUCAGACGACAACUUCACCACUUUUGCAUUCAGUCCAAGUUUAUUUAAAAGUUGGCUCACACUGAAGAUAAGCCAUCUACAUGGUUGAACAAGCUGUUGGUUGAAUGCAAACCCAUCAGAAACAUUUCAAACAUAGCUCAUGGCAAGAAAUAGAAAAUCUAUGGUCCUGCUCACCUGCAAUUUUCUAGGAAGGAACCCAAAUAAAAGUUUUAAGUGUGUACAUUAUUUCCACCACCACUUCUACCAUCUCACUCCCCUGCUUCUUUACUAGAGAAAAUAAUUGAUCUCAUCUGUACUACAUUUGAUUUUAAAAUUGGAUCUUUCUGACUGUGCAUCAGAGUGGGUUGCAAGCAAGGGGAAUUCAAACAAACAGCAGAUCGCAGUUGACUUCAUCUGCCAUCAGUUACUUUCACUGUAUGCUUGAUAUUUGUGAAAGCAUGUGUCAGACCAUUGCUUAUCACAUAGGCUGCUUAGCAGGCUGAUUUAACAUGCUUUGUACAAAGUUCCCUAACAACCAACCAAUCAACCAACCACUGAUUAGAAUGGCCUUGCUUAGCAAGCAGAGGUUAAGCAGAUUUCUUUGUAAUCUAAAUUAAACUUAGCUUGUUAUAAUAUACUGAACACUCAUGGACUUUUUAAAAUGAGAAAUAGGUACCUUACCACUAAAUUUUCUUAACAGUCUUGUCUUUCAUCUAGAAUUCUUUUAUGAACACAGAAAGUUAACAUAAAGUCCAUACCAUCUACAGAAAAUGCUUCCUAAAGAAUUGUAUUUCAACUGCACAGUGUGCUAGUUAUUGGAAAUCAGAAAGUAAAUUCAUGUUGGCUUUAUCAUGUACACAUUUGGACCUAAAUUAAUUCAGAAGGGGAGUAGUGCAGAUGUUGAAUGGCAGUAUUGCAAGGGCACUUUUUUCUCCCUUUUUGGUUGAGAGAUGACCAUACAAACUAGUGACAUAAAGAGCAUCUUUCUCCCCACACCACCUUUAAGCUUGUUCUUUGAUCUAGCGUUAACUGCCAAUCCUGCAGGUUCUUGAAACAGAAAGUAUGAUUUUGCACUUUAGUUUAAAGCUGGGGAUUCACAUAUCUCUCCUCUCUUCUCCAUUUGCAAAGGAUAUUUCCCACAAUCUGUCUGUUACUACAUCAGUAGAAAGCAUGAAGGAAAAACCCCUAGCCUUUCCUAAAAUAACUGUCUCUGUAUUAGAGCUGUAGAGCUUUAGAUUUAUUUCCUCCACCCACACAAGAGAAGUUGCCUGACUUCCAAAGGCAGAGGGAAACUAGAGACACAAGUGUUAACUUCACCUUUUGGAAAGGUCCUUUCUCUGACCUCCAUUCAGGUCUUUCAGGAUGACCGUUUAUCCUUCUAGGAAGCAUUAACCAAAUAGCCAGAGAAGCAACAUCACAUUUUCUUAAUUGUGUUGCCAGGCAUUUAAUGGCAAGCUUUCUGCUACUUCUUGUUUCUGAUGACCAGAUAAUAUUUUAAACUCUGUUCUAUUAUCUACUAGUGCUGGUCGCUCAUCCUGGUCACAGCCAACAACAUUUGCAAAUGGCCUAACAUUUCUGUAUUGUCUUUGCUCUUUCAUUUAUGAACUCUUGUGAUAAUCCCUGUGAAAACAGCAUGUGUACGCUCUACAUUGAAGAUGUGUGUUCUCUGCAUCUUGCAGUCCGCUGUGCCACUGCUCUCUGAAAGCGUCUGCUUAUCAAUAGAUACUGCUCUGUGCAAGGUGACUUUUGAAGUCUGUUCCAUAAUAGAAAUGUAGCAUCUCACCUUCCCAAUUUGCUUGCUUGCACACACACACCUAAGCAAAAAGGGAUGGUUUUGGAAUGCUGACGAUCGUAAGUUUUGGGCCAGAAGUACAUUUCCUGUUGUUGUUUUACAGAUCUGUAUUCCAAAGUAACCUGGUGUAGCCCCAUUUCUCCUUGAUUUUCUUUUAUGUAUCUGAUUCCUACUAAACUGCACUUGCAAGAGUUUCAAUGCAGAAUAUCUUCCAGCCCUUUUUCCGGAAAUGUAGGCAGAUAUUUUUUUUCCUCCACAUUUGAUCUGUAAUGCGCCAACUUUCACUAGUAAAUCAGAUGAGCCCCUCUUAGAUGAGUUAAGUCAUUCUUUGAUUUAAAAACUGUUACAAACUGAGAGCAGAGUUUGGUCCAUUGUAUGUAUAUGCUGAAGAAAUCCAUAUGUUAAGUUGAAUUUGCCAAAUAAAUAUU
This is a messenger RNA of Rhineura floridana, 6665 nucleotides long. RefSeq names its product trafficking protein particle complex subunit 9 (gene TRAPPC9). Lineage: Eukaryota; Metazoa; Chordata; Lepidosauria; Squamata; Rhineuridae. Gene Ontology annotation, cellular component: trans-Golgi network. The record is from RefSeq and is a predicted model, not a curated record. The transcript has 24 exons. Bases 281 to 3739 code for a protein of 1152 amino acids.